Gymnogyps californianus (California condor) is the source of this 2812-nucleotide messenger RNA. It is a transcript of the gene LMNB1, whose product is annotated as lamin B1. Lineage: Eukaryota; Metazoa; Chordata; Aves; Accipitriformes; Cathartidae. The transcript has 11 exons. The record is from RefSeq and is a predicted model, not a curated record. Bases 107 to 1879 code for a protein of 590 amino acids.
CCCCGCUGGUGUUGGCGUGAUUCUGUUACUGCCGCGGCGCCCCGGUCUCCCUCCUUCGCGCUUCGCUUCCCCCGUGGGUCGUACUCGUGCCUCCCGCCGCUCCGCCAUGGCGGCCACCACGCCGGCCGUCACGCCGCUGGCGCCACGGAGCCGGGGCUCCGCCGCCGCCAUGGCGCUGAGCCCCACGCGCAUCUCCCGGCUGCAGGAGAAGGAGGAGCUGCGGCAGCUGAACGACCGCCUGGCCGUCUACAUCGACAUGGUGCGGAGCUUGGAGACGGAGAACAGCGCCCUGCAGCGGCGGGUCACCGAGCGGGAGGAGGUGCGCGGCCGCGAAGUCACCGGCCUGAAGGCGGUCUAUGAGGCCGAGCUGGCCGACGCCCGCAAGACGCUGGACGACACGGCGCGGGAGCGGGCCAAGCUGCAGAUCGAGCUGGGCAAGAUCCGCGCCGAGCACGAGGAGCUGCUGGGCAGCUAUGCAAAAAAGGAAUCUGAUCUUAAUGGAGCCCAAGUCAAACUUCGAGAGUUUGAAGCAGCCCUCAAUUCUAAAGAAGCUGCACUGGCCACAGCACUUGGUGAUAAGAAAAGUCUGGAGGGAGAAGUUGAGGAUUUAAAAGAUCAGAUUGUACAGCUUGAAGUUUCUGUAGCUGCUGCCAGGGAACAGCUUGCAAAUGAAACCUUACUGAAGGUGGAUCUCGAAAACCGUUGUCAGAGUCUCAUUGAGGACUUGGAAUUCCGUAAAAAUAUGUAUGAGGAGAAAAUCAAUGAAACAAAAAGGAGACAUGAAACUCGCUUAGUUGAGGUUGAUUCUGGGCAUCAAAUUGCAUAUGAACAUAAACUGGCCCAAGCCCUUAAUGAAAUAAGAGAGCAGCAUGAUGCACAAGUGAAGCUGUACAGAGAAGAGCUUGAACAAACUUACCAGACCAAACUUGAGAAUGCUAGACUGUCCUCUGAGAUGAGCAAUUCUGCAGCCAACUCAGUAAGAGAAGAACUGAAUGAAAGUCGCAUACGAAUUGAUAAUCUGUCUUCCCAUCUUGCCAGCCUUCAGAAAGAGUCUAGAACAUGGCAAGAUAGAGUGCAAGAGCUUGAGGAUGACUUGGCCAAGGAACGGGAAAACUGUCGCAAAAUACUGUCGGAGAAAGAGAAGGAGAUGGCAGAGAUAAGAAAUCAGAUGCAGGAGCAGCUGAAUGACUACGAACAACUUCUGGAUGUUAAACUGGCACUUGAUAUGGAAAUCAGUGCAUACCGGAAAUUGCUGGAGGGUGAAGAGGAGAGGUUGAAACUUUCUCCAAGCCCAUCUUCCCGAGUGACAGUUUCACGGGCUUCAUCAAGCCGUAGUGUGCGUACAACCAGAGGGAAGAGGAAGAGGAUUGAUGCAGAGGAAUCUGAAGCCAGCAGUAGCAUUAGCAUUUCCCACUCAGCUUCUGCCACUGGAAAUGUCUCUAUUGAGGAGAUAGAUGUUGAUGGAAAAUUCAUCCGCUUGAAGAACACCUCUGAACAGGAUCAACCUAUGGGAGGCUGGGAGAUGAUCCGAAAAAUAGGAGACACUUCUGCUAGUUACAGAUAUACCUCAAGAUAUAUACUAAAGGCAGGCCAAACUGUUACAAUCUGGGCUGCAAAUGCUGGAGUAACUGCUAGCCCUCCCACUGACCUCAUCUGGAAGAACCAGAAUUCUUGGGGCACUGGUGAAGAUGUGAAAGUUGUACUGAAAAAUGCUCAGGGAGAGGAGGUUGCUCAGAGAAGCACUGUCUUUAAAACAACUGUGUGUGAAGGGGACGAGGACGAACUUGAGGAAGAAGCAGCUGAAACUGUGGAGGAAGAAAACCUUUACCACCAGCAGGCAGACCCAAGGACAUCUAACAGAAUGUGUGUGGUCAUGUAAACUUCCAGUCAGCCAGGUUCCUCAAAUCAUGGUAGUCCUUGCCUACAGAACAGAGCCUUCUCAGAAGCACAAUGUAUUUUUGUAUUUUCUGUAUGUGAAUUUUUAAGCUGCGAGUCUGAUGGCCUUAAUUUCCUUUGCCACUGAAAAGGAAGUUUUGUAAAAGAAGUAUCUGUUUCUCGCAGGAUGUGAAUUGUUGACUAUGAGCAAUGUACUGUUUGAAAAAUUAUGUCCUUGUCCCACAGAUUUAUAUGCCAGUCUUUUUGUAUUGAAACCUUGCUGGAAUAGAAAUAUUCCACUAUGUUUGGGGAUCAAUUUUCUUAGAUUAUGCCACUCUAGAGUGUUUCCAGUUGCUGUUGACCUCUUUUUAUUUAGGUGCUGUUGGAGAAGGGGAAGGCAUUUUCGAUACUAUGAACUCUUUUAUACUGGAGACUUUUUUUCCUAUAGUGCAAUCAAGGCUAUAAAAAAUUUCUUUUCUAGAAAAGAACAGCUUUGUUAAAAAAAAAAAACUUGAAAAAAAAAAACAACAAAACCAAAUGAAAAGAAAAAAAAUACAAAAAAAGAACGUAGCCCAACUGAUCAUGUAAGCACUCAGAGGAUGAAGGAUGCAGUAAAACUCCUUAUUGGUACUCUUUUCCUUUUAGUUUUCUUAUUCUGGAGGAGGAUUCAUGUUAAAUGUGUUAGUUGUGUUGUUAAGAUAGUGUACCAGCUUAAAUUUUCUUACAUGAUUUUUUUAACAAAUAGAAGGCUGUUUUAAUAUGGAUUGUCUUGCUUGUUUACAAUUUGUAGGAACAAAACCAAGUCUUUUAGGGAUCUAGUCUACAUUUGUAUGGAAAACAAUUGUAAUUUUGUCAAUGUGGAAAGUUUUUCUGUUCUUUCUGCAUUAAUCUAAUGUUUGGAAAAACUCUGAAUAAAAUAUCUCUGUUUAAGAUGCUA